CCUCCCUCUCUCACUACUUUUUAUUCCACAGGGAUUGAAGGCAUUGCUCUCUCAGAAUACUCCUCUUUCCUCGUUUCUUCUUAUAAAAAUUUGACAAGUGAAGGUUUAAAAGUGUGCUGAUUAAAUAGAAGGUUGAAAGUGCAGAAUUAAGUUGUGAUUCAUCAUGAGCAUAAGCUGAAGUUUUUGAUCUCAAAGAUCUUUUCCUUGAAGAGCCCAGUUCUUUAGCAAGGAAAGAAUUUCUUCCUCAAUCAACAGGAUUCCUUAUUGAAUUGUAGAUAUGCCAAGGUUCAAGCGUUUGCAGAAGAAGCAAAAUUCAGUUCAGUCAGUAUCUCAACCAGUUGCUGAAUCAGGACCUUCUUUUCUUCAAUCAACGUCAUGCUUGCCAACGCAUCGGACCAUGUCAGUUCGGGCAACAACACAUCUGGCCCCAUCAUUUCAGCCUACAUCGCAGGCGACUCCAACACCUCAGUCGGUAUCACAACCGUCUCGAUCAGUUCACUCAAUAUCCCAUCCCGCUCCGAUGGAUCAGGCAGCACCACAGCCGGCUUCAGCAGUUCACCCAGCAUCACAGCCAUCUCAAUCAGUUCACUCGACAUCAAAUUUGGCUUCGACAGAUCAGGACUCACCACAACCAGCUCUGUCAGUUCACUCGACAUCACAUUUGGCUUCGACAGAUCAGGACUCACCACAGCCAGCUCCAACAGUUCAGGCCGCAUCCAAAAAACGUUCUAGGUCGCAUUGGAUUGUAGACGCAAUAGAUUCAGAAGAAAAUAUCAGGAAACUUAGAGUGAAAGUUAAUGAAGUGAUCAAUUUAACGUGUGAAGAACGUAUUGUGGUUGAUUUUGAUUACUUGGAUGAACCAUUUGGAGAUGGGCGCGGCCUUCUUUCACGCUUUUGUGGAAUUUUGGCGUGUGACUGCUCUUUAUUUCCAAUCAACUUUGAGAAAUGGUUAAGUUUACCUAUUUCAUACUUCAACCGCGUCUUCGAUCAAAUUAUAAAGCCCAAGUUCUUCUUUAGGACAACCGAGUCAGUUGCAAUGGGACAUAUCUAUAAAUCUAUUGGAAAGAAGUGGGCUGCAAAUAAAAAUAACUUGUGGAGGACACAUGAAGACCUGCUUAAAAGUAAAACUGAGAUGAUUGAAAGUGUGCCGGAUGGGAUUCCACGUGAUCAAUAGAUUUCUUUUGUUGAUUACCAAUAUAAAGAUUCAACAAAGGCAAUGCGUUUAAGAAAUGCUGAAAAUCGAAAGAAACAGACUAUACCACACACAGGCGGCUCCAAAGCGAAUGCUACGAGAAGGGCUGAAAUGGUGAGUAAAUUAACUUACUAUGUAAUUAUUUUUAUGUAGUAAAUAAUUCUUAUUUGAUUUUUAUCUACAGAUGGCUCAGACUGGAGAAAGGCCUGGACGAGCACAAAUAUACCUUGCUACUCAUAAAAAUCAAGAUGGAGUAUAUGUUAAUGAAGCAGCAAAAGAAAUAUGCGAAAAAAUUGAGUUAGCUUUAAGCCAAAGCACCAUAGACGAGUCUCAAAUUUCGCGAAAUGAUGCCGUCGGCAAGGUGCUAGGAGAAGAGCACUCUGGGAGGGUGAGGUGCUUGGGAUUAGGACCUGUCCCCAGUAAAGUUUUUAAACACGCAAGACCUCGUUUCAGUGGUAUAAGUGCUUCAAUCAGUGAAGGUUCAUGUUCGUCCCAAUGUCAACAGAACCAUAAGCAAACGAUGAAUGCUCAGGAAAAAAUGAUGAAUGCUUUCAAGGCAUAUAUGAUAAUGAAAGAAGGGACGAUACCAGAACAAUUUGCGGGGUUUUUUGCUUCUUCUUCGGCGGUUUCUCCUACAACACCAAGUGAUGCGGCUAGUGGAUCCCUUUCGCCCAUGGAUGCAAGAAGAUCAUUCGGUGAUAGUAAUCCUAGUGACAACCGUUGAUUUCAUUGUAUUGUUUGGUAGGAACGGAUGUUAGAACGCUGGAGUGAAUGUAUUGUGUUUAAAUUUAGUUUUUGAGUGAUCUGA
Messenger RNA from Lycium barbarum (goji berry), 2000 nucleotides. RefSeq lists its product as uncharacterized. The coding region runs from base 278 to 1174 and encodes 298 amino acids. The record is from RefSeq and is a predicted model, not a curated record. NCBI's taxonomy places the organism in Eukaryota, Viridiplantae, Streptophyta, Magnoliopsida, Solanales, Solanaceae. The transcript has 8 exons.